AUGGAGCGCCCUGCUCCGUGGCGGUGGCGCGCUGUGCCAUUGCUGAUUGUGCUUGUUGCAAGCAGCCAACUGUGGCACGCAGCAGUAUGCCAACAACCCAUCAAGAAGAAUCCGUCGAAAUCUGAUGCUCCACAUAAUCCGAUCCCAUUUACCCACCCCCCGGAGGCAGGGGAAAAAGGUGUUGAGACGAGUUCUACCGGGAAAGCAUGGUCGCAUGUACAGCAGGCAGCGGCUUCCACACCGCUAUCCGGCACUCCAUACAGUAAAACAGACCAUACCGUGGCUCAAGAUAAUGCAGGAAGCCCGCGCAGCUUGCGUGCGGCCUCAGCCGCAACUAACAGGACAACACCAGAGAGCCCAUUAAGUUCUGCCACGUUUUCGAGUGCUCCACAGAAUCCAUCCUCCAUGAUAAAGUCGGAAUCCGCAAGCAUACCUUCGGGCGAAAUCCCUGGCGAGACCGAUUCCCAUGAUCCUGUAAAUGGCAACCCUGCUGCGGUGUCUCCCAACGUUGCUCAGUUCGUCACCCUCACGUCUUUUAUAUUUUUAUCGGCUUGCGUGCUGCAGUUCAUUAUCUCGAAGGUCAACAACCGGAUACCUAUUUCAAUUGCGUGUUUCAUCUUCGGCAUGAUAACGUACGGAUUCACAGUCCUGUUGGAGCCCUACGGUCGUAGUGAUCCGCUGUCGCUAUCGAUAAAUGGUCUGAGGCACAUUGACAGCUCCAUCCUAUAUUACGCGGUGUUGCCCAUCCUGCUUUACGAGGCGACUCAGGAGAUCAACUGGUACGCAUUUUGCAGCUUCUUCCUCGGGGGUGUCAGUCUCGCGAUUAUUGGGGUGGUUCUGCAGGUCUGCUUAUUGGGCACGAUAUUCCACUAUGUGCUUAACAUAGCUCCAAAUCAGUCCGUGACGAUAAGCUUCCUUCUCGCUUCGAUUUUGAGUUCGACUGAUCCCGUGGCGGUGCUCGCAGUGCUUAGUGGUGUGAAGGCGCACCCGAAGCUGUCUUCAAUUUUCAAUGGCGAAUCGCUCAUAAACGACGGUUCAUCUAUGCUUUUGUUCCAAUUUUUUUACCUGCUACUGGUUGGGCAGCCCAGGCCGUUCUGGUACCAUGGUUUGGUGUUCUGCCAGCUGUUGUUGUUGAGCCCAUUGCUGGGGGUUCUUGUCGGCGUUGUUGUGGCUAUGUGGAUUAGUCACUUCCGCAAGCACCACAGUGCGCAAUGUAUUGCGGUCAUUACUUGCGGCCACCUGCUGUUUUUCCUCUCCGAAUACACGAUGAACCUUUCGGGUCCGCUUUCGCUCGUAUGCUACGGUAUAUUCAUUAAGGUGUACGGCGUGAUGGCUUUCGACCGUGAGGCUUUGGAGAAACACCACCACCUCGUGGAGGGUCUGUGUCUGAUGGCGAAUUCGGCCGUCUUUUUGAUCAGCGGCGCUCUGACCGUUGGAAUGCUUCGGUCGCAGUUUAGUCGUCCUAACGUCAUGCUGCUUUUGUGGAAGCUUUUUGGCAUGUACUUGUUGUUGAACUUGGCCAGGGCUUUGAUGAUCGUCGUGUUCAGCCCUUUGUUAUCGUACAUCGGUUACGGUGUGAACUGGAAAGAGACCAUUUUGGUUAUUUUGGGCGGACUCCGUGGCGCCCUUGUGUUGGUGCUAGGCCUGAGGCUCGAGAGCGAUACUCACACCCCUCAAGAAGUAAGCGACCUUCUGGCUUUCUACCUCGGGGGCAAUGUUAUGCUCAUUCUAUUGAUCCAGGGUUUGACUUUUGAGUUGGUGUAUCGGUGGCUGAGCCCGUAUCCGAUGAAGCCGUUCCGUCGUGUAUAUCUGGUUAAGGUUAUGAAUCUGAUCGACUACGAGUUCAACCUCGAGGUCGACUGGCUGCGCAACCACUGGCUAUUCAAGAACACCGACGCCGUGGAACGCGCUAGAACUUUGGUUCCGCUUAUGUCCACCAUCAGAUGGAACGCUACUGGCAACUUGGAGUUCGACGUCCCUGACAUUGACAAGCCUUUUGACGACUAUAUCCAGCCCGACCCAAUCGAGCUGCAUGUAUAUCAGGAGAACAUGCAGUUCGAGGCGAUGACGACGCUGCAUAGCUGCAAAAGUGUGCGCAGCCGUUCAUCAGCGGUCUCUGGCGCCGGGGAAAAGGCCGAUGUAGCCCAACCAGCAUCUGCUCCCGGGUCGGGGGACGCGCCCGGAGACAAAGCGCCUGAUAACUCGUGCGAUUGCUUAAAGUGCCCUGAAGAGCCGCCCACCCCGGCCGAAUCACGCUCAGACGAGCCAGAGGGUCCCGUGUCCACCGACAGGCCUUUGCUGGCAUACUCGAUCCUGAAGAACAAGGUCUCUAGUGACAAUGCGGCCUACGAUCCGAAGCGUUACCUGCGUUUGCUGGAGCACGCCAUGACCGACGAUAUGGGAGAGGCUCCGGAAAUGCACCGUCUGUCUUCAGACUUGCUGUCGGUACCGCGUCCUUCCAUGAAUCCUCCGGGCAUGCCCGCAUACGGAAGUCAAGAAGGCAUCAGCCCAUACGCGUGGGCUCAGCGCUCCGACACGGACGCGACCAUCAACUUGGACAACCUCUACCAGCGCCCUGUGCACAAGCGUUUCAUCACCAGCACCCUCGUGCCCCGGCUGAACAGCGACGACCGUAUUUUCGAGAAUUGCGAGCACGAGUCCGCAGAUGGCAACAUGCCGGGUACCCGCCGUGUGCUGCGAAAGGAGCGUGAGGGCGAGUUGUACAUCAUGAUUUUCAACGCGUUUUCUGACAUGUACAACAGACUGUACGAGUCUGCGCUGAUAGACGGGGGGUCGUUGCUGCUGCUACAGAAUGCGCUGGACAGGGCGCGGGACUUCGCUUUGAAGAAGAUGAAGAAGCGUGCGAUAGCUGCGUGGGAGGCGGUCCUCGCGUCCGAGCCGGGCCCCGAUUCAGGCCGCCCCGAACCCCCCGAGGGCGUGGAAUCUAUGAACGGCUUCGAGUUCGAGUGGUUCAUUUUGCACUCUAUGGUGGACAAGCGUAUGAGCCGCAUGGACAGCUGCCUCGGGUGGCACGUGCUGAACUUCUCGCAGCACAAUGUGGUGCAGUCGGUGCUCGAGCUUUUGGUUGCGUACAUCGACGUCCACCAGCACCUGCUCGACCGCGGCGGUCGCAACAUGGAGCUUUUGCUGGAGGGUAAGCUGAUAAACAGCUACCGCAGCCAGCUCGGACACGCGAAGCUCUAUAUCGCGACGCUGCGAAGCCGUUUCCCGCAGGACUUCAGCCACGGGUUGGUGACUAUGGCUGCGUGCAUGAUGCUGCGCAUAAAGCUCGAUGUGGUGAACGAGCAGUCUACGCAGGGUCUGCUGCUCGAGGAGGACCGUAGCCGUGUGGUUGAGGUGCUGGAGGAGCAGCUGUUCAACGUGGCGACGACAAACAACCGCAUCAACGUGUUCAAGAGACUGUUCAAACGCGCCUUCCAGGCGGUCACCUGCAGGCGCGGCCGGGGAUGCAACGGCACGUCACAGUGA
Molecule: messenger RNA, 3489 nt
Organism: Babesia bigemina
Lineage: Eukaryota; Apicomplexa; Aconoidasida; Piroplasmida; Babesiidae
Product: sodium/hydrogen exchanger 1, putative
Exons: 4
Coding region: 1-3489 (1162 amino acids)
Biological process (GO): proton transmembrane transport
Cellular component (GO): membrane
Molecular function (GO): sodium:proton antiporter activity
Source: RefSeq, a predicted model, not a curated record